CUCCCACACUAGCCAUAUUCUCCAAACCCCACAUAACCAUCUUCCCCAUCCCCUCCCCAAGAAAACCAUGCUUUCUAGAGCCUUGACCGUAACCAGAAAGAGCCCUAAGGAUGGCGACUACGUCCGUGACCUCGGCUGCAGCAAAUCGGGCUCCUUCAACGACUACGAGGACUGCAUCGUCGGCUUCAUGGAGGAUCUGCCACUCGUCCACUGCGACCACGACAAGAAGUGCGUGGGAUGUGUGGAGAGCCUGGCACACCUAACCCUAAGGGGUGUGCUUAGAGGCUCGGUGGGUGUGAUCGGAGAGAGCCGGUUGGCGAUGACGGAGAAGGUGGUGCUCUUGGGAGGGAGGGUGUGUGCGGUGAAGAGGUUUAGGCAGGUCAGGGUUGGGAGGCGCGAGUUUGGGAAGAGAAUACAGAGGUUGGCUGAGGUGAGUCGGAAGUGUGAGUUUCUGGUUCCUGUCACUGCUUACUUGUUUGCUAAGAGGAUCAAGUUUGUGCUCUCGGAUUAUCGCCCCAUGGGAAGCCUCGCUGACUUGCUUGCCGGUGCGAGGGAUCAUGGUCACACGGCACUGGUGUGGAACCAAAGGCUGACCAUAAUUUUCCAUAUUUCUAGAGCAAUAUCAUUUAUCCAUACACAACAUCCUCCAUACCAAAAGAACAUGAUGAUGCACAUCCACGGCAGCAUCAAGGCCUCAAACGUAUUAGUGAACAUCGACUUCUCAGCCUGCUUAUCCGAUUACGGGUUCACCCAAUUGGCGGAGCAAGUUGAGAUUCCGGAAACAUGGCAGGUGAUGAAGUCGCCCUUCUGGCUGGUGGAAGAGACCAAUUACUCUGACGAGUUGAACCAGAAGGCUGACAUUUACAACUUUGGGGUAAUACUGCUGGACGUUUUAGCAGGUUCCAGGGGCUUGAGUCUGAUGAAAAAGGGGGCAAAGGAGAAGAAGGAAGCCAUGAAAUUUGAUGGGUUGGACUUGGUUGAGUUUGGUACGAAGGAUGCGAAAGAAAGGAGGCAAGUAUCAAAGGUCUUCGACAUUGCCGUGGCAUGUACGAAUGCCAAACGGGAGACUAGGCCUACAAUAGAUGAGAUUUAUAAUGAUAUCGUGGGGAUAAUGUAAUUAAGUUUAUAUGGGUAAAGGGUUAGGUUUGGCGUAUUAAGGGUUUAUAUAUAAUGUGCGCUCGUACAAGAGAUAUAUGGGUUUGUUUAAAAAAGUACCGAAAGAAAAAAAGCCUGGGAGGCUUUGUGGGAGUUUUCUAGAGGAACAAAUUCAAGCGUUUGAAUUUGUACUUGCCGGUUCAGCUUGGACUCUUGGAGUGUCGAUUGAUUUACCAUGUCAAUUGGCAGACACUUAUGUAUCUUUUGUUUUAAUCAAUGACAUUAUUAUCGUUACUCAAUAA
Molecule: messenger RNA, 1397 nt
Organism: Rosa chinensis
Lineage: Eukaryota; Viridiplantae; Streptophyta; Magnoliopsida; Rosales; Rosaceae
Product: putative receptor-like protein kinase At1g80870
Exons: 2
Coding region: 68-1117 (349 amino acids)
Biological process (GO): protein phosphorylation
Molecular function (GO): protein kinase activity; ATP binding
Source: RefSeq, a predicted model, not a curated record